This is a messenger RNA of Desarmillaria tabescens, 1374 nucleotides long. RefSeq names its product aquaporin-like protein. Gene Ontology annotation, biological process: glycerol transmembrane transport; water transport. Bases 58 to 1080 code for a protein of 340 amino acids. The transcript has 13 exons. The record is from RefSeq and is a predicted model, not a curated record. Gene Ontology annotation, cellular component: plasma membrane. NCBI's taxonomy places the organism in Eukaryota, Fungi, Basidiomycota, Agaricomycetes, Agaricales, Physalacriaceae. Gene Ontology annotation, molecular function: glycerol channel activity; water channel activity.
AUCGGUCUCCGUGGGUUAACGUAACGGAACAUCCUACCCUCAUUCGAACCUCCCAGUAUGACGAUCCAUGGUCCGGGCACUGCUGAUCCUAACGUUGUACACCUCGCUGACAUCCAACCCCGUGCAAAAAUAUUCACGAUCUGGGAGCGACACCGACACGCAAAGGUCCAUUGGCUUGCAGAAUGCUUUGCUGAGUUUAUGGGUGUCUUCUUUUACUGCUACGCAGGCGUAGGUUCAACGGCGCCGUGGGUUAUCGGGAAUGCUAUCGGAGAAACUGGACUUUCCUCGAUCCUUCAAAUCGGAAUAGCUUAUGCUUCCGGGAUAGUCUUCGCCAUCUGCUUCUGCAGUGCGACGUCCGGAGGUCACUUCAGUCCCGGCAUUACCAUCGCCUUCUGUCUGUUUAAAGGAUUUCCCAAGGUGAAAGGCCUUAGAUAUAUCGUGGCACAAAUCCUCGGAGGAUAUGUCGCAUGCCUGUUGAUUUAUGUCCAAUACAAGCACCUCCUCGACCAGGCAGAGGGCGCCAUGGUACUCGCUGGGACUUUCUCGGAGUUACAAUUUACGCCGAGCGCUCCUGCGGGUAUUUUUGGAUUGUAUCUUCUUCCAGGAGCGAAGAUAGGACAAGUUUUCCUUAACGAGUUCGUAACUGAUGUUAUGCUCGCAGUUGUGAUAUGGGGUUCUAUUGAUCCCACCAACGUUUUGGUACCUCCACAAGCAGCGCCCUGGAUAAUUGCUUUGGGAUACGCCGUAGCGAUAUGGGGCUUUGCCUUCCCCGGACUCGCAGCGAAUGCUGCACGUGACGUAGGCGGUAGAUUAGCCGCCCUGACCAUUUACGGACGCCAAGCUUCCGGAGGGUCCUAUGCCGCUCUAGCUGCCCUAACGAACAUCCCAGCGACGAUGUUUGGAGUACUUCUAUACGAAUUGUUUUUGGUAGACUCACAAAGAGUGAUUCCCAAAGCCUCGAUGGAAUACAUCAGGGUACACAAGAAUCAUGGAUGUCUCCACGAUCACAGUCCUGUCCGCAGAAAUUCUUCUUCUUCAUCAAACAGCGAGAAGAAUGCGAUGGCGAUAGCAGAAGCUUGAGGAGACAUCGUUUUGAGUUGUGAUUAGAUAGAACCAUGCAUUUGAUACAUAACAUUCCGACCGGUUUGGAAGCAUUGGAAAUGCAGCGGCCUCCAAGAAGAGCUUGUCCAUUGGUCUAUUGCGACAAUGUCCGUGUUGUGUAAGAUGGGUUAUUUUUUCAGUGAACAGAAUAACCGCCGCAGCCCAAUGACAGCAAGAACGAAGCCGUUCUAGUCGUUGCUAUUUUCAGAGUAAAUGCUAAGCGUACCUUGACAGAUAGAUAUAGAAAAGGCAAUCAUGAGACGACUCCGAGCU